GGAAGUACAAGAGGAAGCAGAAGAAAGGAAGGUCUAAGGAGCGAAGCUGAUAAUGGAUCCUGGAUCUGGGAUGAAAGAGUUCGAACCCCGGUCUAUCCAGCGCGAAACACUAGUGGACAUUCAGGGAGUCCCUUUGUUCAGCACCACUUUAGAAAAGUGGGAUCCCUUGUGGAGUUUUAAAGCCAGGCCGGAUGAUCUUCUCAUCUGCACUUACCCCAAAGCAGGGACCACCUGGCUUCAGGAAAUCGUGGAGAUGGUUCGAUCUGGAGGCGACCCCCAGAAAUGUGCUCGGGCUCCUAUCUAUAGACGGAUACCCUUUAUAGACCUUGUUCAUCCUGUCCUCUCAGGCCUGGAAGAUGCAGAGGCGAUGCCUUCUCCACGAACGCUCAAAACUCACUUCCCGGUUCAGCUCGUGCCCCCUUCCUUCUGGGAACAGAACUGCAAGGUCAGGACAAUCGCCUGGGGUUCUUGGUUUGACCAUGUGAAGGGCUGGUGGGAAGCCAAAGACCGCCACCCGAUUCUAUAUCUCUUUUAUGAAGACAUGAAAGAAGACUUAGCCCAGGAAAUCCGGAAGGUGGCCCACUUCCUAGACGUAGAGCUCCCGGAACCAAUCUUGAACAAGAUCGUGCAUCACACUACGUUUGACAACAUGAAAGCCAACCCAAUGGCUAAUUACAGCACCGUGCCUCCUUCCAUGAUGGAUCCAGCCGUGUCGACGUUCAUGAGGAAAGGCACUGUGGGAGACUGGAAGGACCACUUCACAGUGGCUCAAAGUGAGCACCUAGAUGUAGUCUGUGCCAGAGAACUGGGGGGCAGCGGCCUGACCUUCCGCACGGAGCUCUAAGCACAUCUUU
Gekko japonicus is the source of this 854-nucleotide messenger RNA. Its product is annotated as sulfotransferase 1C1-like. Bases 53 to 844 code for a protein of 263 amino acids. The record is from RefSeq and is a predicted model, not a curated record. The transcript has 7 exons. Lineage: Eukaryota; Metazoa; Chordata; Lepidosauria; Squamata; Gekkonidae. Gene Ontology annotation, cellular component: cytoplasm. Gene Ontology annotation, molecular function: sulfotransferase activity. Gene Ontology annotation, biological process: sulfation.